AGUUUGUUGAGUUAUGCUGCUCAAACAAUUACAAUGACAUAUAUUGUCAUAGUUUCUUGAUGAAAAUACUAUUUGGAUUCAAAUAUCAAGAAUUAAGUCCGUCCACCCCCUCCUCUCUCUCUCUCUCUCUCUCUCUCUCUCUCUCUCUCUCUCUCUCUCUCUCUCUAUUUCUCUCUCUCUCCUCUCAUACAAGUGUUCCCUUCCAAGCCUUUCCACCAGUGCGCACCACAGCAUCCCUUCCAUUCACAGCUCCCGGUGCCCGAAAAGGAGGAAGUGAAAGCCUGGAGACGCGUUCGAGGACAUUUGGGACAUUUUCGGGCCAGUCGUGGAGUACAGCCUUUCGGAGGUUUCCGAGUGCGCCAUGGCCUCCAAGGAGACCACAGCCUUGGCUUUUGCCAGCGUCAGCAGGGAAAUCACAGAGAGCAUCAGGAAGGUGCUGGACAAGCAGGCCAUUAAGUUUGUGCGAGCCAUCAAACAGGACGCCAGGAGCGGUAAAUCAGAAGACCGGAUUCUGGUCCUGGCAACAUGGAGACUGUAUCUCUUCGCCGUCAAAGUGCCCACCAAGGUGGAAGUCACGUUCAACUUCCUGGAAAUCCGUGCAAUGAACACGUAUCAAGAGCAUCAGGUCGUCAUCGAUACAGACAAGACCACCUAUUCGCUGAGACUGGAGACCCAGGACCAUUUGGACAACAUGGUCGGUCACAUCAACCACGCCCUCUCCAGAGUCUUCAACAACUCCAUUUAUGCUCCGCCAAUUUGUCGAGCAGAAGGUGACACCAGUGAUGGAAUUCACCAGUUUUCACCAAUGUCGGAAUCAGCGUUGGACCCCCAGAAGACCUGUGGGGGAUUUUCUGAGACGUACGCAGCUCUUUGUGACUACAAUGGCAUUGGGUGCAAAGAAGAAGUGCAGUGGGAUGUUGACACCAUCUACCACUCCCAGGACAACCGAGAAUUCAAUUUAAUGGAUUUCAGCCAUCUUGACAGCAGGGACCUGGCUGUGAUUGUGGCAUCCAUCGCGUACAACACCUGGUUCACCAAACUGUACUGCAAAGACAUGCGCAUUGGAUCAGAGGUGGUGGACCAGGUUCUUCACGCAGUCAGCAAGUCCAACAGUCUGGAAGAACUCACUUUGGAAAAUGCUGGACUGAAGUCGGAUUUUCCCCAGAAAAUGGCAUCCGCCCUCUCAGAGAACCCAGCCUCCAUGAUUCACUCUCUCAACCUGGCUCACAACACGCUCGACAACCAAGGAGUCGCCAACCUGAUCCAACAAGUGUGUCGGCUCAACAAGGGCCUCCGCCUCCUGAAUCUCUCCAAGACCUCCUUGUCCUCCAAGGGUGUGGUGUCUCUCUCCCAGGCGUUGUGCUCAAGUGAUGAUUACUCCAACUCUCUGCUACACUUGGACUUGAGUAAAAACCCCGGGGUUCUCUCAGGAGAGGAUGCCACAAAUCUCUACCUGUUCCUUGCCCAGCCUAACUGUCUGGUCCAUUUGGACUUGUCUGGAACGGACUGCACAGUGGACUCGUUGUUUGGAGCGUUGCUUCGAGGUUGCUGUGCCGACCUUUCCUAUCUGAACCUAUCCAAGAACUGCUUCUCGCACAGGAAAGCCAGAGAUUCACUGCCAACUUUCCGCCAGUUCUUCAGCUCUGCAUUUAGCCUGACUCAUGUCAGCCUGGCGUCCACGAAGGUUCCGCCUGAUUGGCUGAGGGCUCUCUUCUUAGGCCUGUCCAACAACCCUCACAUCGCAGAUUUGCAACUGGACAUCAGCGGCUGCGAGUUGAGGUCUGCAGGUGCCGGUGUUAUCCAGGAACUUUUUCCAAGAGUUUCUUGUGUCGGGACUUUAGAUAUCUCCGAUAAUGGCUUAGAUUCCGACUUGCUCGCCGUCAUCCCCGCGUUCUCGAGACACCCCUCCCUCAAACACCUGAUGCUGGGGAAGAACUUCAACAUCAAGGGCAGGGCGCUGGAUGAAAUACUGCAGAAACUGGUUCAUUUGGUGCAAGAGGAAGAGUGUGUUUUGCAGUCCCUGUCCUUGGCUGACUCGCGGCUCCGCCAGAGGGGCACCGUGCUGGUCAACGCCCUGGGUUCCAACACAUGCCUACGGAAGGUGGACCUGAGCGGCAAUGGUCUGGAGGAUUCUGGCGCCAAGAUGCUCAGCAAAGCCUUGCAAAUUAACACCACGCUCAGGAGCGUUACAUGGGAUCGCAACAACACCACGGCGACAGGGUUCCAGGAUGUGGCAAGAGCGUUGGAGCACAACUUUACACUGCAGUACAUGCCCCUGCCCCUCAGUGACGUCUCUCAGGCGUACCGCAGCGCCCCAGAGAAGACGGACCAAGCUCUGACCAAGAUCCAGCGUGCCCUGCUGAGAAACAACCAAACGCAGCGUUUCUCUCAGAAGCAGGCCCUCAGGCUGCACCAGGGUUUGGUUACCAGCACUGCUGAACAGGUGAUGGAGCGUUUGUGUGUACGGGUGCAGCACCAGGUUUGUGUCCUGAAAGGCUCUGAGGAUUCAGAGGAAGUCCAGACAGCCAGGCAGAUCCUGAAGGAAGCCAGGAACUCCAGGGCUCUGUAUCCGUCCUUGUGUGAGUUGGCCCACGUGCUGUCGGUGGACGGCCCCAUCCGACAACGACUGGACACUUUGGUGGGGGAGCUGGCAAAGGCUGCCGACAAAGAACUGCAGGUGGUGGUGGACUCCAUGGUGUCCCUGUGCCGGGAGUUGUGUCCCAUGUCCUGUUCAGCUGCGGAGAGACUCAGCCCGUCUCUUUCGUCCAUUUCUGAGCAGGUUUUGAUCCCUCGCGCAGCCAUUCGCAACGCCCUCAUGGAAAGAGCGUCAGAGGAUAUUAACAGAGCCCUCGAGGAAGUGAAGUUGUCCGUGGUUUCGUAUUUAACCAACUCCAUUGUGGAUCAGAUUCUGCAGGAACUCUACACCACACAUAAAACACUGCUGCGGCAGGUGUCUCAGACAAAGCGCUGGGACGAUGCUGGGACGGGAAGACAUACGAUCAGACAAUCCAGGAUCAUGGAGUCUCUGGAAUUCAAUGAUGAAGAUGUGGGUGUCACCCUGGGAAUAGACACCAUGGCUAUCAAGAAGCGGAGCUCCAGAACCAGAAGAAUCCGCCCUGUCUCCACCAGGCCAAGUUUCGGAGAUGAGCCCAAUUCUUCCCCCAUCCCUUCUGCUCCUCCACCCUCUGCCCAUCUUCCCCACUCCGCAUCGUGGGAAUGUCUGUCCACCCUUCCCACCAAUGGCUCGCCCUUACGCCACGUGACCCACGUAAGGCCCCGCCCACCGCGGAGACACAGAACAGGGCACCUUCCCCCAGAAUUUCCUUGCUCUGAGAAUGGAGGAGUCAGUGUACUGGAGGAUGGACUGCCAGAUUUCUACAGCAAGAGAGUCCUUCCUGACAGUCAGCUGUCAGCCAUCCAUCAGGCCCAGUCUUUGAGGAGGAAAAAGAGACGCAGCGUGUUGUCCAUUUUUUCCGGUUUCCGUAGGAACCGCAAUUCCACCAUAUCCAACCAGGAGUUAGACAGCACCUCAGAGAACGUCUACUCGAUGAUUCAGCACCCAAAGGACGCGGGGAGGACAGAUAAUACCAUGCAUGGCGCAAACGGGGCCAUGCCCUCGCCUGGGGUCGGACAGGGUGCUCCCGUGCAAGGCCUCAGGCCAACCAGCCCCUCCUGCCUCAUCCAGCGACAGUCCACCGAUCUGGUUAGCAUGGUGUACAGCUGCAUAGGUGCCGACAUUGAGGAAUCUGACACCAGCAGCACCUCUGACCUCAAAGCGAUGGAUCAAGACACCGACAGGUCAACCGGCACCUUGGAGAUCCCGGCAGACAACGGACGCGUGGCGUCCUCCAAGCAGCUGGCGGAGACAGGCAGGCAGGAGAGAAUCGUACCGCUGACUGGCCUACAAAGCGACAUGGAGGAGGACACACAGGCUGGCGAUAAAGGCGGAAGCGGAGCUGCUUGUGGACCCAGGCCAGAUCCUCCGCCUCAGUGCACCAAGCCCAGCCUUGCUGCUAUGCGGCAGAGACACCUGCAGGAGAGUUUAGAGGCAGGAAGACUUGAAGCGGAAGAAGAACAGAAUGAAAGAAAACGUGAGGGGAAAGAAAAAGCACGAGGACCAGAAGGGCAGCGUCCUCUCAUUCCGGUGAAGCCCAGUCUGGACCUCUCAAGAGACAAAACCUCCCCGGAAAACGCCAAGAUCUCUCCCAAAAUCUCACCUGUCAGUCAUGACGUUGUCACCAAUGAGAAGAGCCUGUCGGUAUCUGCCAAGCCUGAAAAGGAUUCAAGCACCGACCCUGCUCUUAGUGAAGAUAAGAAUGAAGAUCGGAAUGGAUUCCCGGAUGUGUCACGAGGCAGCACAAGGAAGUCCAACUCGUUUGACACAGGCAUGGAGCGGGGAAGUCACAACGAUCUGGAAAGGUUUUCAGAUCCUAGAUUCCCUGUGAGAAAACCUUAUUUCCCCCGACACAGAAACAGAUCUCUGGACUACCCCGCUGGGACCAGGUGCUAUGAGGGUCCCCACCUUGGUAACAAAGAUGCUUUAUGACAUUAACGUUGUCCGGCUGAGGUUUGCAUGGAAAACAAGACCGGAAAACCGGAAGACUGGCGCUGCCCAACACCCUGGAGUCCAUGAUUUUUUUUAAUAAUUACUUUUUAAAUUAACGUAAAGACUUGUGAGUGUGCUUUUAUUGUGUCUAUUUCUUUUUCAUGUUAAAGUGAUUGAUUGCAUUCGUUAGAGGGAAUUUUACAAAAGCACUUUUCAUACAGUUCUAGUUCCACGUUUGUCCCCGCUAGUUGUUUGAUGCCCUGAAGCUAAAUAAUUUCAAAAAGAGAAUUUCCCGUCUCCUGCCUGUCGUUGACUGACAAUCUGCUAAAAGCUACAUUUGUACGUGUAUUUAUUCCAAUGGAGAUGCACACGAUGGACGUAAAACUGCACUAACCGUUGUGGUACAUGUACAAUCAGGAUCAUUUUUAUCAUGUAUCCAUCGCUAUGCAUUAUUGUAUGCGUUUUAUGGAGAACUGUGUCGUAACGCGCUUAGCUGUUCCAUCUCUAUUAGCUAUUUAUGAUCACUUAUGGUUUUAAUCUCAUUUUACAGGGAGGAAAAUGAUUCUAUUUUUUGAAA
Molecule: messenger RNA, 5123 nt
Organism: Doryrhamphus excisus (bluestripe pipefish)
Lineage: Eukaryota; Metazoa; Chordata; Actinopteri; Syngnathiformes; Syngnathidae
Source: RefSeq, a predicted model, not a curated record